This is a messenger RNA of Patella vulgata (common limpet), 5572 nucleotides long. RefSeq names its product serine/threonine-protein phosphatase 6 regulatory ankyrin repeat subunit A-like. Gene Ontology annotation, biological process: regulation of apoptotic process. The record is from RefSeq and is a predicted model, not a curated record. The transcript has 9 exons. Gene Ontology annotation, molecular function: protein binding. NCBI's taxonomy places the organism in Eukaryota, Metazoa, Mollusca, Gastropoda, Patellidae. Bases 192 to 4496 code for a protein of 1434 amino acids.
CGCGGUGCGUCAGAUUUGUCAUUCCUAGAUUAAAGACGGUGGAUGAAAUCUUAGCUUGAACUUUUAAAUUAACAAGUUCUGUUAAAAAGAUUGUGUUUUAGAGAAACUUGUGAGACAAGAAUCACACAAGGUGUGAGGUCAGAUCAGUAAUAUCCUGACGAAUUACAGACAACUUAUUGUAAAUCACAAAGAUGUGUUUAUGUGAUCUGUGUCGUCGACUUGGGGAUGUGAUGAAUAGACUGUUUGCAAGAAGGCCAGAAAACUAUGAUCUCUUUCCAGAAGAAGACGUAAAUAUACCCCAACCAGACGUAGCUGGAGUAAACAUAGCCCAAACAGAAGUGACUGUAGUAAACAUACCCCAACCAGACGUAGCUGGAGUAAACAUACCCCAACCAGAUGUGACUGGAGUAAACAUACCCCAACCAGACGUAGCUGGAGUAAACAUACCGCAAGCAGAGACAGAUGAAGUAAACAUACCUCAACCAGACAUGGCUGAAGUGAACAUAUCUCAACCAGAUAUGGCUGCAGGAGAUAAGGAAAAUGUUGUACCUUCUAAACCAGAUGAAAAAAGUUACCAAGACCUGCUAUCAAAGACACAACAACAACAGCAUGAAAUCAGGAAGCUAAAAGAUCAAUGUUCAAUGUUACAAAAAGAAAAAGAUAUCAAAGUCCAAAAGAUGAAAGACCAAUUAUCGAGGAUACAAAAAGAAAAAGACUGUGAAAUCAAUGAACUUAAAGACCAGAUCAAAGAGCUCAACCAAAUAGUCAAAAAAAUGCAGGAACUACCACUGAAAGAGACUGAAAGUGUUUUUUCUGAACAAAAUGUCGAAGAAUAUCAAAAGCUUCAACUACAAAUACAACAGCUGCAAAGAGAAAAAGAUUGUGAUGUCCAUAAGUUAAACCAUCUUCUGGAACGACAUCAUGACUCACAACUAAUUGAUGAAAUCAGGUCUUUACAACAUCACAUUAAUGAUCUUGAUGAAAGAAUAAAGACAUUGGAGGAAAAAAGUAAACCAGGGAUACUGUUACCAACACGUGACUUGAUGUCAAUAAACAGACAAGAUAAACGGCGUGGGCCAUUACAGCGCUCUGACUACAUGAAGAUACAGGGAAACUUUACAUACCUUGUUGAUAAUAUCACAGACCCCAGGGAAUUGUGUCAAACCCUGGUGGAACAUGGGAUAUUUGACAUUCAUGACAUGGACAAAGUUGGAAAAUGUCUACGUGACGGAACCCCCCGUGACGCAGCAGACCAGCUUCUCUGUAUCUUAUUGUGUAGUGGUCAGAACGCUUAUCAACGAUUUCUAGAAUGUCUUGAUAAGCUUGGUUACGAUAAAGUUAGAGAACAACUGGAACCAGUCUGUGAUGGUGGACCUAAUAAUCCAAACUACGAGGAGAUCAACAUGUUACAAGAAGAAAGAUCUAUCAGCGUACAAGAAAAACGGUAUGGAUGUAUGCCAGAUUAUCAGUACAGUAAGAUCAAGAAUCAAUUUAUGCAUUUGAUUAAUGAUAUCAGAGACCCUUUAAGAUUGUGUCAGACCUUGUUUGAAUCUGGUGUGUUUGACAUGGAUGAUAAGGAAAAGGUACAGAAGAGUUUUCGAGACGGAAUUACCCGCGAUGCUACAGACAAGCUUCUUCAUAUCUUACUGUACUGUGGUCAGAACUCCUAUCCGCGGUUUAUAGAAUGUCUUGAGAAAACUGGCUAUGAUCCACUUAUACAAAAGAUGGAAGAGAGUUGUGAUGGAGAACCAAAUACCCAACACCUUGAGGAAAUCAGAUGCACAGAAACAACCAGAGAAAAGCAUCUGGUUGGGAGGAAGAAGCUACUAGUCGACAAAAACAACUCUAUCGCCAGGGAGUUGUCUGAGCUAAAAGACAAAAUGGAAAAGGAAAGACAGAGCGAAGAUGCUGAGAAGAUGAAAGAAAUCAAUGAAUAUCGAUCAAGAGAAAAUCAGCUUCUAGCAAACCAACAACAGAUCCUGAAAGAAAUAAAGAAACUUGAAAAGGAAAUACAAGAUUUAAAGGAAGGAACCAGUGUUGCAGAUGACAGAUUAACCAGGGUAGAGAGGGAUGUAGAAAGUCUUCUCGCUUUAUUUAAAAAAUACAAUGGUGUUGGUAUAUUUACAGAUCCACAACAAGCAACUACCACCAGUUUUACUGAUACACAACAGACAACUACCACCAGUUUUACUGAUCCACAACAGACAACUACCAUCAAUUUAAGUGACAAAACUGACGAUGGUGUCUCAUCUGGAAGUAAACCAGGAUCCAUAUAUUCAACAUUACACUCUGCAUGUCAAUACGGUAAUAUAAAUGAUGUAAAAUAUCUAAUUGAUACUGGGCAUGAUGUGAAUCAGCUGGAUAAUAACAACAAGUCUCCCAUAUUGUACUGUAGUGUAUCACACAUAGAACCUGUAGCUAAACUAAAACUGAUUCUUACUAAGGGGGGUAAUAUAGAUGAUAGAGAUAGUGUUAAUGACAAUAUGUUACACCGCGCAUGUUUAUAUGGUAUACUCGAAGCAGUAGAAUUUAUAUUACAACAAGGUGUAGAUAUACACAGUAGAGGACAGUAUAACAAGUCACCUAUAUUGUGUUGUAGUGAAUCACAAAUAGAACCUGUAGCUAAAAUAAAACUGAUUCUUACUAAGGGGGGUAAUAUAGAUGAUAGAACUAGUGUAAAUAACAAUAUGUUACACCGCGCAUGUUUAUGUGGUAUACUAGAAGCAGUAGAAUUUAUAUUAGAACAAGAUAUUGAUAUACACAGUAGAGGACAGUAUAACAAGUCACCUAUAUUGUGUUGUAGUGAAUCACAAAUAGAACCUGUAGCUAAAAUAAAACUGAUUCUUACUAAGGGGGGUAAUAUAGAUGAUAGAACUAGUGUAAAUAACAAUAUGUUACACCGCGCAUGUUUAUGUGGUAUACUCGAAGCAGUAGAAUUUAUAUUAGAACAAGGUGUAGAUAUACACAGUAGAGGACAGUAUAACAUGUCACCUAUAUUGUUUUGCAGUGAAUCUAAAAUAGAACCUGUAGCUAAAAUAAAACUAAUUCUUACUAAGGGGGGUAAUAUAGAUGAUAGAGAUAGUUAUAAUGACAAUAUAUUACACCGGGCAUGUUUAUAUGGUAUACUCGAAGCAGUAGAAUUUAUAUUACAACAAGAUAUUGAUAUACACAGUAGAGGAUAUAAUAACAAGUCACCUAUAUUGUAUUGCAGUGAAUCUAAAAUAGAACCUGUAGCUAAACUAAAACUAAUUCUUACUAAGGGGGGUAAUAUAGAUGAUAGAACUACUAGUAACCACAAUAUGUUACACCUUGCAUGUUUAUAUGGUAUACUCGAAGCAGUAGAAUUUAUAUUAGAACAAGGUGUAGAUAUACACAGUAGAGGACAGUAUAACAUAUCACCUAUAUUGUGUUGCAGUGUAUCUGAAAUAGAACCUGUAGCUAAACUAAAACUAAUUCUUACUAAGGGGGGUAAUAUAGAUGAUAGAGAUAGUGUAAAUAACAAUAUGUUACACCGCGCAUGUUUAUAUGGUAUACUAGAAGCAGUAGAAUUUAUAUUAGAACAAGGUGUAGAUAUACACAGUAGAGGAGAGUAUAACAUAUCACCUAUAUUGUGUUGCAGUGAAUCUAAAAUAGAACCUGUAGCUAAACUAAAACUAAUUCUUACUAAGGGGGGUAAUAUAGAUGAUAGAACUAGUGUAAAUAAGAAUAUGUUACACCGCGCAUGUUCACAUGGUACACUAGAAGCAGUAGAAUUUAUAUUACAACAAGGUGUAGAUAUACACAGUAGAGGACAGUAUAACAUGUCACCUAUAUUGUGUUGCAGUGAAUCACAAAUAGAACCUGUAGCUAAAAUUAAACUGAUUCUUACUAAGGGGGGUAAUAUAGAUGAUAGAGAUAGUGUUAAUGACAAUAUGUUACACCGGGCAUGUUUAUUUGGUAUACUAGAAGCAGUAGAAUUUAUAUUAGAACAAGGUAUAAAUAUACACAGUAGAGGACAUAAUAACAUGUCACCUAUAUUGUGUUGUAGUUCAUCUAAAAUAGAACCUGUAGCUAAACUAAAACUGAUUCUUACUAAGGGGGGUAAUAUAGAUGAUAGAAAUAGUGUUAAUGACAAUAUAUUACACCGGGCAUGUUUAUAUGGUAAACUAGAAGCAGUAGAAUUUAUAUUAGAACAAGAUAUAAAUAUACACUGUAGAGGAGAGUAUAACAUGUCACCUAUAUUGUGUUGUAGUUCAUCUAAUAUAGAACCUGUAGCUAAACUAAAACUUAUUCUUACUAAGGGGGGUAAAAUAGAUGAUAGAGAUAGUUAUAAUAAUAAUAUUUUACACAGGGCAUGUUUAGAUGGUAAACUUGAGACUGUUGAAUAUCUUCUAGGAAUAGGUAUUGAUAUCAACAGUAAAAAUAAAAACAAUCAAACACCUUUAGAUUAUUGUAGGCUUCCAUCUGUUCAAUCAGAAGAAAAGGUCAAAUUAUUACAAGCAAAAAUAAAAAUAUGAAUUAGAUACAUGUACUGUCAUCUUUAUUUGACGUUGGUUUUCUAUGUCAGGUUUCUUGGAUUGUUAUAUUGUAUUACCCAUCUCUAUCAUCUUGUAUUACCCCCUCUAUCAUCUUGUAUUACCCUCCUCUAUCAUUUUGUAUUACACCCUCUAUCACCUCUAUCAUCUUGUAUUACCCUCCUCUAUCAUCUUGUAUUACGCCCUCUAUCAUUAUUUGCAGUUGUCUGUGCCAAGUACUCAUUAGUCAGUAUGUUUUACUAUCAUUUUGUUAUUAUACCCUCAAAUUUUAUUGUCGUUUUGUUUUGGGCAUACCCUACUGUCUUACUUAACUCAAAUUAAGUUUCGUUGAAUAUACGACAACAAGAUGUUAUCAUGAUAAAUAUUGUAAUACAUCUUUAAUGAUACCUGUAUAUUCUAGUCUAUACUAGAUAUGAUAAAUAUUGUAAUACAGCUUUAAUAUUACCUGCAGGUAUAUUCUAGUCUAUACUAGACAUGAUAAAUAUUGUAAUAUAGCUAUAAUGAUACCUGUCUAUUCUAGUCUAUUACCAAAAAGUUAUAUGUUUUAUAUGGUCAGUAAAAUAAUGUUUUAGUCCCGUAAUGUGUUAACUUCAUUAUAUUACUAGAUAAUCCAAUCUUAUCAUGUUAUUGUUCUAGUUUGCUUAACUUUUAUAUUUUACAUCAACAUUUUGGAAACAUAUUCAUACCAUUGUGUGAUCUUAAUUUCCGGUAUAUAUCACUAGAUAAUCUAGUCUUAUGACGUUAAUUGUUCUAGUCUACUUAACUUUUAUAUUUCAUAUCAAUACUAUGUUCACAAUGCAUACAAAUGUGUGAUGUUAAUUAUAUCACUUGGUUAUCUAUUGUUCUAGUCUAUAUAUUAUGUAUAAACAAUAUGUUAACAUAUCACUUGGUAAUCUGGUCUUAUGAUGUUAUUGUUCUAGUCUAUAUAUUAUGUAUAAACAAUAUGUUAACAUUUCACUUCUUAAUCUGGUCUUAUGAUGUUAUUGUUCUAGUCUAUAUAUUUUGUAUAAACAAUAUCUUAUAUCACAUUCCAUAAAAAUAAAUUUGUUAUCAAGAAU